Clunio marinus is the source of this 192-nucleotide messenger RNA. Lineage: Eukaryota; Metazoa; Arthropoda; Insecta; Diptera; Chironomidae. The record is from the annotation of a GenBank genome assembly.
AUGUGGUGCAAUAUCAAGAAUAAUGUGAAAAACGGCAAACGCCUUUAUGCGAACCGGAAUGAACUAAAAACUUUUUUGAAAAUGAUAUUUAGCAGACGAAAGAGAGAUGAGAUCGCGACUCCUCAAAGUUCUAAUUGGCUUCAGGCAUCUCCGGGUGUUUUUCUUAGUGCAUUCAUACCUUGUAUGAAUUAA